AUGGGAAUGACCGCCUUCCGCCCCAUGGUGGAGCUCACGGCUCGGUCCAGCAUGCCUAAGGACCCAGAGGCUUCAUCCUCAUCGUUCUACAGCCGGUCGUCCGCACCUUUAUAUCUCCCGGGGCACCCAAAUGAAUGCCAUGUCGCCAACCCGGCGGGUGAUGUCAUCUCCGCAGAAGAGAGAUCCAAUUUUGAGAUUGUUCACGCGAACUGUAUCAAGUUUAUCCGGAUCGUCGACGAGCGCCAGCGACAACUGAAGCUACGUCUCACGGAGCAGCAACAGACGGCGAUCGAUAUGGCGCCAAUGUUUGAGCUUGAGCGUGCCCAGCUAAAAACAAAGAUUCGACGGUUAAGCCUGGAAAACCAAGCAGUGCUCGACGAGUUUCGUAAAGUUAGAGAACAGGUGGCCAGCCUAGCAACACCGAUGUGCAGAAUCGUAUCAUCCGCAAAGAGCUCGAGCAGGCCAUACAUUUUACUCUGUCGUCCGUGA
Penicillium angulare is the source of this 489-nucleotide messenger RNA. RefSeq lists its product as uncharacterized. Lineage: Eukaryota; Fungi; Ascomycota; Eurotiomycetes; Eurotiales; Aspergillaceae. The record is from RefSeq and is a predicted model, not a curated record. The transcript is spliced from 4 exons. The coding region runs from base 1 to 489 and encodes 162 amino acids.